Molecule: messenger RNA, 168 nt
Organism: Racocetra fulgida
Lineage: Eukaryota; Fungi; Glomeromycota; Glomeromycetes; Diversisporales; Gigasporaceae
Source: the annotation of a GenBank genome assembly
AAUAUUAUCGUGCCGGAAUGCCUUAUUUACCUCCAGAAGCUAUUGAGGAAAUUAUUCAAUCUCGAGAAACAAUUAAAAAUGCAUGUAAAAAAAUGGUUGAUAAAUAUGGUACUUCAACACGUCGAAUUUAUGAAAUUUGGAAAAGGCAUGCACAAGGAUUACCUCAGC